Messenger RNA from Akanthomyces muscarius, 1437 nucleotides. RefSeq lists its product as uncharacterized. Gene Ontology annotation, molecular function: nucleic acid binding. Gene Ontology annotation, biological process: mRNA cis splicing, via spliceosome. Gene Ontology annotation, cellular component: precatalytic spliceosome. The transcript has 4 exons. The record is from RefSeq and is a predicted model, not a curated record. NCBI's taxonomy places the organism in Eukaryota, Fungi, Ascomycota, Sordariomycetes, Hypocreales, Cordycipitaceae. The coding region runs from base 1 to 1437 and encodes 478 amino acids.
AUGGCUGCGCCGCCGCCUCCUCCACCGUCUCGAGGCCUCUCCCUCUACGAGAACCUCCACGACCCCAACGACCCAGCACCGUCCGCGACCAUCUCCUCCGGUCCAGUCCUCUACAACCAAGACGGCGCCGCCGCCGCACCCGUGAAGAAGCCCAUUGACCCUGCGCUGCGCUUCCAGCCCACGCGGCGCCCUCAACCCACCAAGCCCAAAGCCAAAGCUACGGCAGCAGCAACCUUUCCCAAAUCCAUUGCCAGACCUGCUGCUGCUGCUGCUGCUGCUGCUCAUCCGACACAAGCUGCACCUCCUCCCACCGCCGACGCCUCUGCAGCGCCGCCCGCCUCCAAAAGCACGCUCGCAGACUGGGCCGCGACCGAAGACGACGAAUGGCUCUACGGCACCGGCGAGAAGCGCCAGCGCGGCGGGCGCAAGGCGAAGAAGAAGCGCCAGCAGCAGCAGCAGCAGAUGGAGACGGACUGGGACGACGUGUAUGACCCGUCGCGGCCGACCAAUGUCGACGAGUACCUGCGCAGCGACGAAAAGGUCGACGAGGUGCGCGAGUGGAAGGCGUUGCUGUACCGGCACCGCAAGGGCAAGGCGCCAGAGAGCGACCUGUCGUCGGAUGAUGACGAAGGCGAAAGAGCCGGCAUGCGCCCGAAAAAUCAAUUCGCUCCUCCGCCAUCAUACGCCGCCGUUCCCCCACCACCAGCCUCUCCUCCCACAACAUCCGCAGCACCUCCUCCUCCUCCUCCCAGCGAUGCCUCCGGCGACGACGCAUACGCCCGACGCAUCGCCCUGUCCUCCUCCCAACCACCUACCUCAUCCACCACAAUUUCCGCCGCCCCCGUCCUCUACAACACCACCACCGCCCAAGAACCAGCACGACGCUCCUCCUCACCUUCGCCGCCGCGCUCCUCCCGUCCCGGUCAGGCCGGCUUCGCCCACCGCCUCAUGUCCAAGUACGGCUGGGAGUCGGGCCGCGGCCUCGGCGCCGACUCGUCGGGCAUCGUCAACCCCCUCCGGGUGCAGGUCGAGAAGCGCCGCAAGAAAGCCGACGCCGACGGCGGCGGCUGGGCCGAGCCCGCCAACAAGGGCAAAAUCAUCGGCGGCGGGAAAAGAAAGGAUGCCGCGGGCAACGAGGAGCAAGGGCUGAGCGACGUGAUUGUGCUGCUGAACAUGCUGGAUAAUAUGCCGGACCUGGCGGCGGAAGUGGAAGAUGGCCUGGGGCAGGAGAUUGGCGAAGAAUGCGGCGAAAAGUAUGGCCGCGUGGAACGAGUCUACAUAGACACGGUGACACAACGAGUCUUUAUCAAGUUUACAGACCAAAUAUCAGCAUUGAGGGCUGUAAGUGAAUUGCAAGGUCGCGUUUUCAAUGGAAACACAAUCACGCCAAGAUAUUAUAAUAGCGAUGCCUUUGACAGGAGCGUGUACACCAAAUAG